AUGCCCCCGCUUCCGCGCCUCUUCGCCUCCGUCAGACACAUCUGCUCCGGCUCCGCCUCCGAGCUCGCCCCGGUACCGACCGCCGUCUCUGACGCCGCCUCCCGCGCGGCAGCCGCCGUGCUCCGCGCCCCGCGCUUCGAGCCCCGCCUCCUGUCGCUCGUCCCACGCCAACUGCUCUUCGAGCCGAGCUGCGUCCGCCGAACCCUCUCCCGUCUCCUCCCCUCCCCUGAGCCCUCGCUCCGUUUUCUCCUCUUCCUCGCCUCUCACUUCCCCGCCCCUGCCCCCGCUGACUCCCCUGCCCCUUCGCCUCACCUCCCCGGGAUCGACGCCUUCCUCCUCAGCCUCCAGCCACAUCUCGCCGCCGAUGCCGCCGCGCUGCUAGCCUCCCACCUCGGCCUCCACUCCUCCCUGCCCGCACUCAACGCGGCAUCCCGUGCCGCUCUCCGGGCCGCGCGCCCCGACCUCGUCUUCCGCCUCUUUUCCACCUUCUCCUCCUCCCCUGCCUUCCCAGGCAACGCGGACACCGUCGCCUGCCUCGUGCGCGCCUGUGCAGCCGACUGCCGCCCGCUCGACGGCCUCCGCCUCCUUCGGGAUGUUGCACGACGUGGCUCCCCUCCCUCGUCUGCUGCUGCCGCCGACCUUGUCACGUCCUUUGUGGCCAUCGGCAACUUCGCAAAGGUGUCUGAGACGCUCCACCUCAUGAUCUCUGCGGGAUGUCCUCCAGCUACGUUUGUCUACCGGCGUGUCAUACAUGGGCUCUUUGCGCAUGGGAUGGGCGGCGAGGCCCUUCGUGUCUUCAGCGAGAUCAAGCUGCGUGGUUAUGCCAUAGAUGUAGUCACUUACAACACAGCGCUCACCGGUUUAUGUAAAAUGGGCCAUAUUGCCGAUGCCCAGCAGAUGUGGGAUGAGAUGGUGGACAAAGGUAUACAGCCUAGUGAGUAUGCAUAUUGCUCUUUUCUCGAUUACUACUGUGAAGCUGGUGAUUUUGGGAUGGCUCUCAAGGUGUAUGAAGAAAUGCUUGACAAGGGAUUCAAGGAGAGCACGGUUAGCUGUAACAUUAUCGCCAAAGGGUUUUGUGUUCAUAGGAGGGUGGACGAAGCAGUUGGGGUGUUCGAGGGAAUGGUUACUAAAGGGAUUGAACAUGAUGUGAUCACUUAUAACACGUUGAUUCAGGGCCUAUGCAAGGUUGGUAGGUUGGCUGAGGCGAUAGGGAUGUAUCAGCGGUUACUCUCAUCUGGUUUGGAGCCAAGUGUGCAGACCUUCACACCACUCAUUGACACCUUGUGCGAGGAAGGACAGGUUGAUGAUGCUGUUGAAUUACUUGCCUUGAUGCAGGCUAAGGGCUUGGAACCGUUGGAACGUAGCAAUGAUAGUGUCAUCAAUGGGUUCUGUAAGGUCAGGCGGGCUGAUGAUGGUAUGGCAUGGUUGGCUAGCAUGUUGAAGAACAAUCUGAAACCUCAGGAACAGACGUUCAAUUCUUUGCUGGAGUCGCUGAGGAAAUCCGAGCGAAUGGAUGACGCACUGCUGAUUCUGAAUACAAUGCUUAAAGCUGGAUAUGAAUUAGGCAGUUUGGCUUCUGCUAUACUUGUUGAUAAGUUAUGCACAGGCAAUGUAUCUUAUCCUCAAAAGUUGGAGGAUAUUUUGUUGAGCAGCUAG
Messenger RNA from Triticum turgidum subsp. durum (durum wheat), 1656 nucleotides. Lineage: Eukaryota; Viridiplantae; Streptophyta; Magnoliopsida; Poales; Poaceae. The record is from the annotation of a GenBank genome assembly.